AUGACCCAGACCAUCCAGGAACUGCUAGCUAAAAAGGCUUCCGGAGACUCACAGCCAACCCAAUAUGUUGACACAAUAGAAGCAUAUGAUAAAUGGGCAGAGGUCUACGAUACAGAUGGCAACUUCCUACAACGCCUCGAUACACUCGAGAUGCAGUCAUUGCUACCCCAAUUCAUCGACCGCGUACGCAACGUCCAACCAAGCGAACUACAACCAACAACUCCGAUCCUGGUUGACCUAGGCUGUGGCACAGGGCGCAACACAAUCCAGCUCCUCGCCGCCCUGGAUACAGCCAAGAUCACGCCCUUCUCUGUGAUCGGGCUGGAUGCUUCUCGUGGGAUGCUGGAAGUAGCACGGACCGCGAUGCGGGAGUAUACAUCCAACAGCACUCGGACUACUGCGACAGAAGUUGAACUUGGUAUUUUCGACCUCCUGCGUCCGGAUCUGUUGGAGUCACAGCUUCCGGUUUCGCUGCGCUCGGUACGAGCUGUUGGUGUGAUAUCCACGCUGGUGCUGGAGCAUAUCCCGCUUGCGCGGUUCUUUGAUGCUGUGGCGGGGAUUGUGAGAACUGGAGGGUACUUGCUUGUGACGAAUAUGCAUGCUGAGAUGGGGAUGCGCAGCCAGGCGGGAUUUACAGAUGGUAAUGGGCUUAAGGUUCGGCCUACGAGUUAUUGUCAUGGUAUUGCCGAUGUGUUAGAUGCGGCCAAGGGGGCUGGGUUUGAGGUUGAGGAGGUUGUUGGGGCGGGGGAAGAUGGGGUGGUUGUUAGGGCAGUUGAUGAGGAGUUGGCGGACGUUCUAGGCUCAAGGGCGAAGAAAUGGGUUGGGAUCAGGGUUUGGUUUGGAGUCUGUUUUGUUAAGAAGAGAUAA
Messenger RNA from Penicillium paradoxum, 867 nucleotides. Its product is annotated as class I SAM-dependent DNA methyltransferase. Bases 1 to 867 code for a protein of 288 amino acids. The record is from RefSeq and is a predicted model, not a curated record. The transcript is spliced from 2 exons. Lineage: Eukaryota; Fungi; Ascomycota; Eurotiomycetes; Eurotiales; Aspergillaceae.